AUGGUUUUGUCUGGUGACGUGUUCCGACUCCGAAGGUGCACCUCUUCGUGCAAUCGGGACAAAGACCUGUGCUGUCCUCCCUACUAUGAAGUACUUUACGAACAUUUCCUGGAGGAGGAGUUCAGCAAUCAUCUGGAGGAGGAACUGAGUAAACUAGCAAAAGAAAAGGCCAAAGACAACUGCCUCCCAUACCUCCAAAUCAUCAAAGAAAAUGAUAAAAACGGUGUCAAAAGUCACAAGAGGACCACAGCCAGCCUCAUAGUCGUGGUUCUGAACAAGAGGACUCACAGCCUCAGAGUGGUUCUGAACAAGAGGACUCACAGCCUCAGAGUGGUUCUGGACAAGAGGACUCACAGCCUCAGAGUGGUUCUGAACAAGAGGACUUACAGCCUCAGAGUGGUUCUGAACAAGGGGACUCACAGCCUCAGAAUGGUUCUGAACAAGAGGACUCACAGCCUCAGAGUGGUUCUGGACAAGAGGACUCACAGCCUCAGAGUGGUUCUGAACAAGAGGACUCACAGCCUCUGA
Messenger RNA from Knipowitschia caucasica, 528 nucleotides. Lineage: Eukaryota; Metazoa; Chordata; Actinopteri; Gobiiformes; Gobiidae. The record is from the annotation of a GenBank genome assembly.